Messenger RNA from Coccinella septempunctata (seven-spotted ladybird), 1516 nucleotides. RefSeq lists its product as uncharacterized. The record is from RefSeq and is a predicted model, not a curated record. Lineage: Eukaryota; Metazoa; Arthropoda; Insecta; Coleoptera; Coccinellidae. Bases 559 to 864 code for a protein of 101 amino acids. The transcript has 2 exons.
AUGAUUUAUUCAACCACAGCAAUUUAAUAAUUUCUCUUCGUUUCAAAUUACAGGUAACGCAUUGAGUUGAAAACAGGUACUGUACUACAAAGGAGAUCAUCAUGAAAACCUUGAAUGAGACAUCUUCUAUAUGCUUUACAAGUGACACACUCAUAAUAACAAAUUCAACAAGGAGUUUCCUCGUAUUAACAGUUCACUUCAUCUCAACCAUAAAAGAAUCACCUGUCCUUCAGAGCAUAAACCUGUGCGCAAAAACAUUCUGAGAUAUAUUUUUCCAUUCCUAUGCAUUAUGAUAACUCUAUUUCCAAUUAUUUUGAUGAGCAAUAAUAACAUGUUUUAUAUGGUGUGUAGGUGACAAUAUACCCUUUUUUCAGAGUCAUUCAGCACUGUACAUUAAGGAAUGUUGAAAAGAGAUUUGUGAAGAUUUCAAAAUAGACAAUAAUAAAAUCGUCUCUAUUACCACUGAUGGCGGCACAAAUAAAGCAUCAGCUGUGCGAUUAUUUUUAGGAGAAAAUCGUAGGAUUCCCUGUAUGGCUCACUCUUUGAAUCAAGUGGUUGAUGUGGUCGGAGCAAGAAGCAGCUGGAAAGAAAGAAGGAGAAGUAUCAACAUUGACACAAGCUGUCAGCACGAGAUGGAACUCAUGUUUCGAUAUGUUGGAGCGUUUUGUGAAACUUUCAGCUCUUUUAGCUAAAGUUUUAGCUACUAAGAGUCCAUCCAACAAACAUACUACAGAUAUGCUCACAAGUUCUCAACUUAACAUAGUUCGCGAUCUAAUUGCUCUUCUUGCUCCUUUCAAAGAAGCUAUUGAAGAAGUAAGUGGUGUCACCUCAGGCAUAGCAAACUCACAAACUUACUUCAAGUAACAGAACAAGCUGCUCCAUCAACCACUAUAGGGCAGAAUUUAAAAGCAGCUUUACUCAAAAAAAAAUGCAAAGCUUGCUCCCUCAGAAAGGAACAAUUUUCUUUCUAUAGCCACCAUUUUGGAUCCUCGGUUCAAAAGCAUUCACUUCACUUCUCCAAUAGCAGUGUCGAAUGCUAUUACAAAAAUCAGUAAUGAAAUUAGAACCGAGCAUAGUCGUAGAGGUCGACGGUCGGCAAAUAGAAACACAAGUGAAGUGAAUGCAGAACCGAGUAAUGAGUCGUCAAUCUGGAGCAGGCAUGAAAAACUGUUGACCCUCAGCCCUGCAACUCCAGAGAUACCAAGUUCUGGCUCCAUCCCCAAUGAACUGAAACAAUAUCUAGACCAACCAUUGCUAGAGAGGAAGGCAGAUCCAAUCAAAUUCUGGGUGAAUUGCCAGCAUUUCACACCGGUUCUUUUCGAAAUUGCCUUAAAAUAUUUGAUUUGUCCUGCCUCCUCAGUAUCUUCGGAAAGACUUGCUUCGGUGGUCAAUUUAGCAGUGCCGGAUAAUAGGAGCAGAAUGACAGGGGAACACAUCAAACAGAGGUUACUCCUUUUGUCAAUACCAAACGAAUACUGUUUUCAAUAAAAUAGUUUUGUAUUUUAAAUAUUAAAAA